CAACGCGAUCCAUCCUCACACCAGCCGCCAUGGCUGCUCCCAGGCUGCCGUUCCUCUGGCCCGUGCUGGCAAGAGGGUUCGAGAGCACCUCACCCACUGUCCGCUCCGCCAGAGCUGCCCAACGCAUCCAGGCGUUUCACUCAACAUCCCGACGAAGACGACCAGAGGUAACACCGCCUCAGCAACAGCGUUAUGGCACGGCGAACGAACCUCUGCCUCAUCUCGCAAAUGGGAAGAAGAGGAGCAAAAAGAAUGCUCCCGCCGAACAGCAGAAAAGACUGCCCAAAAUCGGCGAGAAGCUCCAAACGGCAGGGGAAGCAGAAGUGAAGGCCGAGCGUCAAGAGUUGCAAACAGAGGAUGUCAAGAAAGAACCCAAACCAGAAGACGUACCAGCGACAUCAAAAGCGCAUUCAGACCCGCUUCUAGACGGAGCAACCCCUAUUCAAAAAGCGCCUGGUGCGCCAGAAACACCGCCUGACAAGCCCCUAGAAACGCUGUUGGAUUCAGUGCCUGAUCCAGUGGAACACGCAGAGGAACAACAGGCAGCAUCCUCGAAGACCCAGCCUGAGGAACAGCCAACGCAAGCUUUUGACGAACACGCUCCUUCGACGAAAGCUCCUCACAUCAGCACACCUCGCCACGUGCAUCACUUUGACACUUAUGGGCUGGUGAAUCGCUUAAAAGACGGAAAUUGGUCGGAAGCACAGGCAAUAACAACAAUGAAGGGCGUACGUGUGAUGUUGGCUGAAAAUAUGGAUUUGGCCCGUGAAGCGCUGGUCAGCAAGUCACAAGUGGAGAACGAGACCUACCUCUUUCGAGCAGCUUGCGCAGAGCUGAAGACGGAAGUGACAAGUCGGAGGAGAGCGGAGCAAGAGAAGAUGCGAACCGAGCGGGCGCAACUACAGCACGAAGUCGAAAUUUUGACGCAGCGACUGGGUCAAGAGAUCGCGGCCAUGAAAGAUGACAUUAAGGGUACCUUUGAUGACCGCAAGAUGGCUGUACGCAACGAUGAGCGCUUGAUGGAGUCGAAGAUUCAACGAUUGAACUACCAGAUCACAGUCGAUCUGCAAGCUGAUGCGAAGUCAGAAGUUGAAGGGCUCAGAUGGGUCAUGACCCGUCGCGUCAUCCUGGCCUUGGGUGUGAUUGUAAUCAUGGUGGUGGCAUCGCUGAGAAUAUAUUCCAACGCCGUGCACGAGCAAGAAUUGACAGCAAAGCGACUUGCUAGGAUGAGAUCGGGAGGCACACAGACGGACUCUGGAAGUGGGAGAGGGGGUCCGACUGGUAGCGAUUCACCUACAAGUGGUCAAGGAAUGAAUGGCGGUGAGAUGCUUGUCGACUCAUUGCCUACUGGGUAGUAAUGAUAGCAUGUGAAGUUGUGCAUGGCGAAGCUAGAGUUAGACUAUGAUACCCCUAUCACAAUGCAUUCGUCGAUUUUCGGCCGCUCCUUCCAGAUGGAGAUGGACUUCGUGUCUGGCUUCUUGAGGCAGCCGCUAUCGACAAUUUGGCGACCGAUAUGCGCCCACGACACCUCAUUCGACAGCACUCGUAUAAUGCUGUACA
This is a messenger RNA of Cercospora beticola, 1560 nucleotides long. RefSeq names its product Put7p (gene PUT7). Gene Ontology annotation, cellular component: mitochondrion. NCBI's taxonomy places the organism in Eukaryota, Fungi, Ascomycota, Dothideomycetes, Mycosphaerellales, Mycosphaerellaceae. The record is from RefSeq and is a predicted model, not a curated record.